AUGAAUGCCAUUUUAUUAUUGAGUUUUAUUUUAUGUGCGAAUGAAGUGCUAUCGCAGGACGGGUACGGAUUGCGGCCUUUCGAGUCAUUUGAGCCGAAAGUUGGACACCAAUCACAACAACGCUAUGACUUGGAUUCAAAUGAAUUGGACGACCAAAUCAUAUCUCGAGGCGGAGAAGACUCGGAAUCUUUAUCGACGCCAUUGCGGUCGUCGGCGCCCGACGUAAUGCCCGGCGCCUCAUAUGUGAUGCAAUCCGAGAAGUUUGUGACCCCGGAAUACCGAUCCCAUUGGAACCGAUUCUCGCAUUUACACGACCAACACGAGUCCAACACGAGUCGUGUGUGCCUUAGGGUUCGUUGGGGUCCUUUUGUGAUGCAUUUCAAGUGCCACUUCAUGUCGAAUCAACAUUUCAAUGAUUGGAUCCCAAUCUGUUUGAUCAUUGCAUCCUAUUUCCUCUUUUAUCGCACUAACUUUCGGCUUAGGCGUCAACACAUCAAUUCUGGUCAUGUUAUUCGCAAACCUCACUCGAUGCAAUCGAUGGAUACCAACGAAUCGGAAGACAAAAGUUGUCGUCAAUUUGUCGCAAAUUUUGUGACAAAAGACCAGAGAUUGUCGAUUCCAUCGGUUCCUUAUUCAUUGAACGGAUCCACACAUGCAUUAGAUCUGAACGCUUUGAUUAAGACAUUGCUCGCCGAAGAUAAUGACCACCAAAACGAUGUCAACUUAGAAGAGAUUGACUUUGAUUUUGCUAUUAAUGGCAAACUUUUACGCCUUUCUAUCGAAGAGUUUGUCGAAAACGAGCGAUUGGUGGCCGAGAAUCAGAUUGAGAUCGAGUUCUUCGUCAAGUCGUGUCCACCGAAACCACACAACUCUCUACUACACGACGAUUGGGUCUCUUGUGUGGACUGCACUCACAAUUGGAUAAUAAGCGGAUGUUAUGAUAAUUCAGUGCAUAUUUGGGACCUAAACAAUGACGGCUCCCAUAAGAUCGCAAUUCCCGCACAUUUAGCGCCCGUUAAAGACAUCCAAUGGAUUGGCGGCCAUUUGGACGACGGCUCUGACGAUCAUAUGUUUGUGUCGAGUUCUCACGACGAGACCGCUAUUGUCUGGAAGUGGAACUCACUGUCAAAUCAAGUCGAGUAUCUCUUCUCAUGCAGAGGACACUCGCGAUCUGUUGAUUGCGUUGAUGUGAACAACGACUUGUUGGCCACCGGUUCCUACGAUCAGAUGCUUAAGAUUUGGUCAUUAGUUGACGACAAGAAGGAAACGGAAUCGUCUGAAGCGUCCACUUCUCAGAAGAAAAUGAAGAAAAACGACGGUUCAGUUAGUGGUGAUAGAAAUCGCACUCCAAUUAUAACUCUUAGUGGACAUAAGGAAGCGGUGACGUCAUGCGCGUGGAUGAAGGAGUCGACCACCGGUGACACGAGUGUCGUCAACAUCGCCACCACUUCAAUGGAUAACACAAUCCGUUUGUGGGACAUAGAGGUCGGCGAAAGCAAACAGACUCUGACAUCAAACAAAGCAUUUUUGUCCAUUUCUUAUUCACCACUCAAUCACUGUUUAAUCACCGGUUCGUGUGAUCGACACAUCAGGCUUUGGGAUCCGCGGGCCAGCACUGGCUCUCUGGUCGCCGGCGUCUAUAGUUCUCAUCAGUCAUGGGUUUCGUCCAUCGAUUUCAGCAAAACAAAUGAAUUUCAGUUCAUUUCUGGUUCUUAUGAUAAUAUUGUCAAACAGUGGGACAUUCGGUCACCCGAUGCGCCCCUCUAUGACCUCAUUGGCCACGACGACAAAGUUCUGUGCGUCAACUGGUCUUCAGAUGAAUAUAUGAUUAGCGGUUCAGCAGAUAAUCAAUUAAAGAUAUUUUCAAAUUCCGAUAAGAAAUCAAUUAAAUAA
Molecule: messenger RNA, 1893 nt
Organism: Medioppia subpectinata
Lineage: Eukaryota; Metazoa; Arthropoda; Arachnida; Sarcoptiformes; Oppiidae
Source: the annotation of a GenBank genome assembly